This is a messenger RNA of Guillardia theta CCMP2712, 1302 nucleotides long. RefSeq lists its product as hypothetical. The transcript has 2 exons. The coding region runs from base 1 to 1302 and encodes 433 amino acids. The record is from RefSeq and is a predicted model, not a curated record. NCBI's taxonomy places the organism in Eukaryota, Cryptophyceae, Pyrenomonadales, Geminigeraceae.
AUGGAGGGUAAUACACAGGAGAGCCGUGGCUUCACCGAUAAUUUCAUGCUGCCCAAGGGUGACAUCGGUGUCAACCUCGCGGGCACCAUGACAGCCAACAGCACCAUGCCCACCAUCCAGGACUAUGAGAACAUCUUUGGUCCCGCCGCGAGGCAGAUCAAGUUCGACCCCCAGAGGCACAAGAGGCACCAGCGAUGGCACCUCCCCGACGUCCUCCAGGGCUCCAACACCUUCCUCACCGACCGCGUGGAUGGUCUCAUCACCGAUGCCACCAACUCCCCCUUCACCAGCGUGAUCCUCCCUUAUGUCUACCUUGAGAACCCCGAUCAGAAGCUCAAGUGGAACAUCUGGAGGUUUGACGAGGGUAUGGCCACCCGCGUGCCCUACGAGUCUGCAGCCAGGGUGCUGACCCAGAGCAAGACCAGCCAGUCCGCCUACAUCGUCAGGCAGGGUAUGGCCCUCCGCAUGGAGCACAACUUCAUGAUGUCCGCCGCGGGCAGGGAGAACUUCAAGCGGCAGCUGAUGCAGCUCGUUGGGUCCAUCCAGAAGACCAACGACCUCGAUGUGCAUCAGGCCCUGCUGCUGGCGCCGUCCUACGAGGCUCACCUCAGGGAGAAGUACCACACCACGGAGAAGACGACCCUCCAGCUCAUCCGCCAGUACGUCGACAACUACGGGCUCAUGCAGAAGCAUCCGAACGCACUGGACAUCAUGAUCGAGGAUGCCAAGAACACGCUGAAGACCUGGGGAUCCCCACCGCCGUCCUUCAUGAUGUGCAACGGAGCCCUCACCAUGCAGAUGACGUUCAACCCGGAGAAGACACAGUACUACACCAACGGCAUCAGCGGGCCCAUGCUCCUGAAGCAGGGGCCGGAGCUGCCGAGCUACCGCGGCCUGAGCAUCAUCCACUCCCGCAAGUUCGAGAUCAACCAGGGAGAGCAGCCCAGGGAUGUCCUGAGGAGGAGGUCCAGGGUCGCCGAGCACUACAGGAUCAACGGGUACGUCAGGGAUCUCCACGACAAGCGCUUCCGCUUCUACGACCAGUCCAAGGACUCCAACUUCGACCUGACCUUCCCCGAGCUGAUGGAGCUGUCGUGGCUGGAUGGCCCGAACCCUAGUGGCUGGGACGCAAACGAUGACAGCACCCAUGCAAGGACACAUCAAAGAACGCAGGCGGGAGGCCAUGAACAGGCCUCCUACGUCCGCCCUGGAUUCGCGCUGAACUCCCACUUUGACAUCUCUGAGAGCUUCCGCCCACUGGACAUCGGGGUCCACCACCCAGGCGCUACGGAGAGACGGUGA